AUGGCGGCCAUCUCUGCACCGAAGCUGCCGAUCCAGAACCGUUCCACCAUCUCUCCGGUCGCUGGUCGCCCUGCAGCCACCAAGUCUCCCAUCGGGCCCAGCUCCCGGAAGGAGCGCAGAGGGGACUGCGCCAAGGCUCGCUGGGCGGACUAUACGCCGACGCAGUGGUCCCACGACUCCCACUCCCCCUGGCCCGAAGGCUACCCGGCCAACCCCGCGACGCUCUCCAUGUUCCUGCAGACCCCACCAGGCCCUGAGCGGGAGCCGAGGGAGGCCCAGCUCUGGCCAGCGACGCCCACGCCCUCCGGAGCCGGAGCUGGCUGGGACCACUUUGGCAUCCAUUCGGAGAGGCAGUCGGAAGCUCACGGCGAGGCGGGCCCCGCUGGAGCGGCUGGGGUGCCUUUGGCUCUUCAAGCUCCUGCUCGAGUGGCCCAGAUGGCGGCGGCCGCGGCACAUGCGGCUGCAGCGGCAGGAGCCGCCGCGGCGCAAGCCGCUGCAGGAGCCCACGGCCACCACACAGAGCUCCGGAAUGGCACCACAGGUAAAAUGGCACCCGACAAAGCCGUGAAGAACACGGGCGCGAGCUUGUAUGAGGAGGGGAAAAGGCUCCCUCCUACGCCCUUCUCGCCGAAAAGGAAGGGCGCGGCCGCGGUUUCGAUGACCGCUCCUAACGGUGUUCCGAUGCACAUGGAGCCUCGACCGGAGACAGAAGCGGACCUGCUUUCGCCUUAUCUGCUGGAGGAGGGCCCGGCGGCGGGGGUGGCGGCGGGGGCUGCAAAGCCGCCGGUCGCCGAGCCCACGUGGAACCAGGAGGUCACGGUCGCGACGGUGCCCUCCAAGGGCUCCAAUACACAUGGCAGUGGCAAGUGUCGUCCAUGCGCGUGGUUCUGGAAGCCUCAAGGUUGCCAGAACGACCAGGACUGUGGCUACUGCCACCUCUGCCCCGAAGGGGAACUCAAGAAUCGGAAGAAGUCCAAGGUCGCGGCCAUGCGGAUGGGGGCCUUGGUGCCCGCGAAGCACCUUGGCCUUGACCUGCCCAGCACUGCUUGGUGUCUUGGCAACCUUGGCUUGGCUUUGGUUGGGACCGCAGAGAUCCUCAGAGGAAUUGGUCCAAAGGAGAACCGUGCAUGGCGGCUGAGAGAAGGGAGAGCCCCGCUGGAGACGGCUCAAGCGGAAGAGCGGAAGAGCGGCUCGCGGAACUCGCCGGGCCUGCGCCUGGGUCGCCCAGCAGAGCAGAGCGGAGUCGCUGCGAUGGCCACCUCCAAGCCGGUGGUGCGACAAGUGGACAUGGAGGCCGACAUGUUGGAGUUCGCCCUGACCCGCACAAUGAUCGCGAUGGAUAAGCACAACCUGGAGAAGGACAUCGCCUCGGACUUGAAGGAGCAAUUCGAGACUGAGUAUGGCCCCACGUGGCACUGUAUGGUCGGCCGCCACUUCUCUAGCUACGUAACGCACGAGAAAGCCUGCUACUGCUACUUCUACAUCGGUCAGAUGGGCGUGAUGCUGUUCAAGACCCCCUGA
Symbiodinium sp. CCMP2592 is the source of this 1521-nucleotide messenger RNA. NCBI's taxonomy places the organism in Eukaryota, Dinophyceae, Suessiales, Symbiodiniaceae. The record is from the annotation of a GenBank genome assembly.